This is a messenger RNA of Hermetia illucens (black soldier fly), 1872 nucleotides long. It is a transcript of the gene fok, whose product is annotated as protein FAM133. The record is from RefSeq and is a predicted model, not a curated record. Lineage: Eukaryota; Metazoa; Arthropoda; Insecta; Diptera; Stratiomyidae. Bases 528 to 962 code for a protein of 144 amino acids. The transcript is spliced from 2 exons.
AUUGCGAAGCCGUCAAGUGAAAAGUUUCAGUUUCAUUGAAGACUUCUAAAAGCGAAGGCGCGUUUAUCUCGUUGUAGUCAGAGUUGAAGCUUUCUAUACUUUUCUCGCGUAGUGGGUCUGAGACUUAUUAAUUCGAAGAGUAUUUUUCCAAAGAAAUUAUUCAAUAUUAUCUCUGGACAGCUGCCUUUGAAUACGAAUCGUAUGAACUAGUCAUAGAUACUUUAUGUGGAAAUUUUGAAUAAAAGUUGAACUACCAGUGCAGAAUUUAGUGCAAACAGGGUAUACAGACAAACUAGAAAAGAGCAUUGAUCUCUGGUUUUUUCAAGUGGACUCAAUGAGCGGAAUACCUGCCACUCAAGCGUAAAUAGCGUACGGUGAAAGAUAGUGUGGUCAUCAAACCGAACUUAAAUCGAGGAAAAAAACUCACUAAUACGGUAUUGUCUAGUAUUACCGCUGCAUUUGGUUGCAUUCUUAACCGGUCACCGGUUUUAUUCUGUUGUUUGGGAACGGAGUAAAGGAGCUGAAAAAUGGAUGUUUGCGGGUUGUUCAUCGGCGAUACAACUAUGACCUAUGGGUCAUUGAGAAGUACUUUGUAUCGGGACUACGAGAAAUUCCCAUAUGGAACGUUUGAAAAUAACAAAAAUCCUACCAUCAAGGAUUAUUACAGCAAAGUUCAAGAAAAGUGCCAACAAGUGAAAGAACAACAGAAGAAGGGAAAGCAAUCAUGUCCAUUUUGUCGCGAAAAUAAAAAACGACCACUCAUCAAUUAUAUGCGUAAACGUGAAGUGCACAAGCAUAAGGACAGCAUUUGCGAAGAAGAUGAGGAAGAGCAAGAAGAAUGCGAAGAGACUGAACAACAUGAGCAUCAAGAAGAACAUAACCACGAAGCCCAUGCACAAUCCAGCCACUCAGAAAAUCAUGGUGCGGUGAAAAAGUCCGAUCAAAACGAGAAACACAAUUAAAACAACUUUAGCUUCCCGUAAUCAAAAUAUGCAAAAUAUUUAAAUGCAAUACUUGCGAAAUUUCCAUUUAAUUUUCGGACAACAGAAAAUCACUUUUAAGAUGAUGCAAGGAUUAUAAAUUUUCACCAGAAAGAUUGUUGCAUCAUUCCGGGUAAAAUGGCAGCAUUUCCUCAUUUUAUGGCACCUUACCCUAUUUAUAAUGGAACUAUGAAGAGCAUGCUAGAUGUAACAUCUAAUUUUAAGACUGAAAUUUAUCUUUAAAAUAAUAAUUUAUAUUAGAUCACCAAUUGCUGGCUAAUUCGGCUUGUGAAAGCUUGCAAUUUCAUAUUUAAUGUAAUAUGUGAGUCGUGCUAUUGGAAUUGUCUAUAUUAGACACAGGGCGAUAACAUAUUCAACAAAAACUGAACCGGAUAUAAUGAAAUUUAAACCUGUCAAUGUAUUUUGGUACAAUUUCUAUAAAAAAAUGCUUUACGGAAUAGUUUUUCAUAUAUUUUACACAAAGUUUUCUAUGAUAUUUACACAACUUUAUAAAUCAAUCCACAGAGCCAUCCAAAUAAAAUCCAAUCAUUUUUAAAGAUAAUUGAAACGGAUAAGUUUCCUACCUACUAAUCCAAAUCCAAUUAAAAUUAAAAAAAUUAUUGUUUAUCAUUCUAACUGACUAUUAAAAUGUUGAUUACUUUACCAAGAAUGAUGGCAAUCCUCAAAAUCGAAACUUCUGUUUCAAUAAUAUAAAAAUGGUUAUUCGGUACUUUACAUGUCUUUGGAUGAGGAGACUUAGUGUGGAAUUGAUUUUAUUGUUUUUAAUAUUAUUGAGGUAUGUGGAUUUACUGAAUAUAAGAAUGUAUUUCACUAUUUAUUGUUAAAACGUAUAUUGAUAAAGUACUUUGCAAUAAAAACCAAAUUUCCAUGA